AUGUCACGUGACCCAUUGGGCCUUGUGGAUUUACUACGCGUUUGGCUUUCCGAUCGAUGUUUGCAGGCCCAUCGCAGCCAUCACGUCCCUUCCAGAUCGCUCUUUCCGAAUAGUCCGCAGCUUUGGGACCAGAACUCACCGGAAGCUGUUGAGCGCAGCGUUAAGACCAUGCAAUUAGAGAACAAACCGUCACAACAGACCAACAAGCGCAUAAAGGCUUUAGAUGUGCUGGAUAAGCACAUUAGCCAGCGGUCGACUCAGAAGAAACUCCAGCAGGUGCCGCAGCUGCUGCCAGGCGACUCACAUACUUCCAGCGGCGAAGACGAGGGUCUGCCCGGCAAGAUCUGGCGUGGCGACGGCCGGGCUGCGGGGCGUCCCCGCACGUCGCCGGAGAUUCGGGUGGAGCGCCAGAACGCAGACGAGGAGCGGCCCACGCUGAGCGCAUCGUCGCCGCUCAAGAAGUCGGUGGUGUUCUCCGAGGAGGUGACAUCGUCCCCUAUCCGCGCGACCGUCUCGUCGAGCCCUGUCCGCUCUGCGCACAACCGUCCGCCCUCCAAGUCGAUCCUAAAGAGCUCGCCGUCGAAGUUGUUAGCAGGCGUACAAGGACAGGAGCGCGCGCUACAUCAGUUCCUGAACCCGAACAUGGCAUCGAUUGUUGCAGUCGAUCCCUUCAGCCUGGAUUACUGGACUGUGGGCGAGGUACAUACGCUGAGCGACCAGAAUAGCUUGGCUGAAUACAAGCGAGUGUUAGAAGGUGCGGUGCAUCUGCUCAAACAGCCAGCUGGCUCCAGCAGGCAGUUUGAAAUAUACGCGACCUUGAACGGCAUUUUGCCCUCUCCAAACGCCACGAGCGUGAGCGAUGUAGACGCGCGCAAGCUGAGUCUGACAAUCGAAAACAUUGACGUUCUCAUGCAGAUCUCAUAUGUGAAGUUGAAGCAAACACAGGAGAACCUGCUACUAAGCAGCAAAAAGGACCCUUUUCUUUCGAGGCUUUAUGUGCAAAUUGUGAGGUUUUUUAGCAACCUACUGGCCACAGUUCGUAUUGUAAAGAGCUUUGAGCGGAAGCCACAUGUUCGUUCUAUUUGCCAGUCAGUGAUGGAUCUGGCGCUAGAGUCGUUGAAUCAUGAGAACACGAACAAAGUCAUGAUCACCGCACAGCUCACGCUGCUACGAGAAGAAAGGUAUGGCGAGUUCUUUUUAUCAGAUAUCCAAAUCAAGACUUUCAUAGAAGCCGUUGCUAAUAUCAAGGGAAUAGCAAGCACUAAUCUGCUAUAUGAAAAGCAUCUACUACUAAAACAGUAUCUCGUCAAAUAUCCUGAUUGCAUGUUGGACUCGGUCAGAUUGUGGUUUUCUACCGAAGUGCUAGCGAGAAUACUUAUUGUGCACGAACAUUAUAACGGUAAACUGCUCAGUAGUAGCAUUUCGGUGAUGCUUGAGCUGCUGAAAGUUAGUUUAGUCAACAGGCGGCGUCUAGAGAUAUCUGCUCUUUUGAACACUACUGCGGUAGAGUGUAUCCCGCAGUUAGAUAACAAGGAAUUUGCAAGGUCAAGAGUUCAACGUUCCAAAACUACUAAACAACUACUUCAGGAGCGAAUUAAAGAGCUCAUCUUGGAGAACAAGGACUACAGGUCAGCAAUGGAUAUUUGGCUUUGCGUAAUGGGAUUAGUAUAUGGCGAUCCCUCUUCCCUGGAAAGUAUCCUAGAUGAAGAAGGCGACAGUUGGAUAAAGCUGAACUUGCUUUGCCAUAACUCUAGCGAUCCUGCAGCCUCAAAGCUAGCGUUUAAAGCCUGGCGCAUACUGAUUUAUCUGACAUUCGUUAACUUCCAGUUGAACUUUUCGCAAGCAAAUGAGUUGAUGAAACUCUUAUUACGGCCCUUGAGGUUAUUCGCCGAAUGUGAUCUGAACAAUAAGUCUAUCAUUGAAGGGAUUAAUUAUACCAUCAGUGACAUACUUUAUAUGUCAUUUUCUGAUCCAUCGUCAUCCAUUAGGUUUCAAUAUCUACAAAGACACAUAAUAUCACCGUUAUUCAUGGACAUUCUUCCCAAGUAUAAAUGUUCAGCUGUUAUCCAGCAUACAGAGGGAAUUUUUGUUAAACUUUUAGGUAAGAAUGAUGAUGGAAGACAGGCAAAGAAACUGUUUAACCCUAUGCGUGUACUAUCGCCUGUGGGGAUUACUGAAAGUGAUUUCUCAGCGAUACCUUUCAAUAUUCUUAAUUGCAGCUGGGGGGAUAUCAUGAACCUAGUUUCAAUUAUGUUGACAUUUGAACAUAUAGAUUUGGGCGCCAUUUUCGAAAUGUUUCUGGCAUUAUUACUGAGGGUUCCAGAUUCAUUGCGAACACCUGAUAAUUGUACCACUUGCGUGGCAUUUGCGAAGCGCCUUCUUUUGGAACUAUCAAAAGAGGACUCUGCUGUUGCAUUUGAUGCGAUUUUAGAGAAGUGCGUUUCCUUUUUCUUCCAAGCUUUCGAAGCUAUACUUUUUGAAGGUCUUUCUGGUGUUACUCCUUUUUAUGAUUUAAUUAACAUUGAAAAACAGUCUCCGGAAGAACAGCUACGGUGGCUGAAAUUAACAUUGGAUCUUACGAAACACAUGAUUCCUGAUGUUUUCAUUGUUGAGAAGUUCUUAGAACUAUCCAAUCCUGCUAUCAAUUCUUAUGCCGGGAAUUUUGUUGGCUCAAAACUUCUUUCAGCCACUAUUCAGCCGUCGAUUCUGGAUUCUUUCCUUACUAUUGUUAACAAGGUGCCCACUCCAGAGGCGAUUGAGAAUGUUUUAGAAUUCUGCACGAAUGUUCUCCCGGAGAGCAUAGAUAUCCUGAGUAAACUGAAUUUUCUCGACUGGGAUGAUAAUGCAUUGGUUUAUUUUGUUAAAAAAUACUCAAAGAGGGUUUCUAAUGGUAGACUAGAUCCUAAUUUAUUGGAAAGACUACGUCCGCAUCUAUUCGUGAAUACCAACUUAUUUGUUGAACUAUCGACAUUGCUAGUCAAAUCUGGCGAGAGAGAACUAAUGAAAGAGCUUGUAAGUCAUCACCCAUAUUCGAUAUCGCUAUCUAUGCUCGAUAAGGUCGAUUUGACUGAAGCAUUGGCCAAAGAGUCAGUUGCUCAACUAUUAUCGAGGAUAUCCGAAUUAUCAUUAGAUGAGCAGUAUAAGUUAUUAAUACACGCAAUCAAAACGAGGGAGGCCUCGGCUCUUGUGGCAUCCUUUGAACAUAUCAAGUUACUAUUGGAAAAUAAACCACAGAACAUUUCGGUCGAUUUGGAUAUAAUUUCCAAGGAUAUUUUUGCACUCUGCUGUGAUGUUAAAGAAUGGAAAUUAAUGGCUAAUAUCAGCGGUGUUUUGAUCGAGAGAAACCUUGUAACUCAUUUGUUAAUGAACUUAGAGGAUAAGGCGGAUAUUGUUCUACAGUAUUUUGAUCCCGUAACGAUAAUAGCCAUCUUAGCCCGGUAUAGUGACAACAGUACCACCUGUGACGCAAUUUUCCGUAAAUGUCUCGAAGAUCAUGAUCCCUUUGUUUGCUUUCAGUUGCUCAGAGAAUUGGUUGGAACCAAUAAUUUCAAGGUCUUCAGCGCGAACUACGUUUAUUUGUUCAAAUUCAUAUUCGAUCCUAAAGAUAGAUUUUGUGAAAAGAAUAGAGAAGAGGCGUUGGAGCUAUUCCCAGUUCUUACAAAUCACUUAAUGCUUUUAUCUCAAAAUAUUGUAUCGGAAGCUAUGGAAGCUAUUAAGAGCAUGGUAACACUUCAGGGCCGAGAGUAUCAAUUCCAACUGCUUGCACGUAUGGUUCAUCACCCACAAUUCUCUGUGAAAGGAGAUGAACGCUUGGUAAACCUAAUAAGGACAUGGAAGGAAAGUACUAGCACACCAAAGAAGCGGCCGAGAAUGUUUAGAUUCAUUUCACCGCGAAAGGGUGAUGUAACUGCUAUACAAGAGGAAAUCACAGUGCCCGUAUCAGGCGGGCAUGCUAUCUGCGAGAACGACAUAGAUGAACCUAGGACUGGUGCAACGCUCAAUGACCCACAGGAUGAUGCUAGUUCGUCUGCAGAUAUGGCUGAUUACCCGGUACUCAAUAAUUUAUCAAAUCCAGCGAGUGGGCGAGAUGAAGAUGAGACGGAACAAGAAUCAUCUGAUGAAUGCAUUGCUUCACAGAGUCACCUUAACAGAGAAGCGAGGAAAUUGGCGCAGAAUAAUGGUGUUUUUCCAAUUGAAGGAGUGGCGACAGACAUUCUCGAUCAAACCCCUUCCAGUCCGCCCAGUGGACUCCCCGCUCCAAAUUCUGCAGUUGAGAAUGAUAUAGAUAACGAUGCAGUAAAGGGGGACAAUUCCACCAGCAAUGAGCACCACGCGUCAAUUAAUUCCUCCCCCGAUGCGGAACCUGCGGAAGUUGACAGCCAUCCCAUGGGAAAUCGGGGUUCGCGUCAGAACGCCGAUCCGGAACUCGCAGAAGACUGCCCUACUCGGGGGAACUGUCAAACAGAUCGGCAAAACAUAUGUGAUAAAGAUGCCCAAGCCGAUUUCGAAGACCUGCCUGAUUCACCCGUGCCUACUUCUUUUGACAAGCGGGAAGGUGGUAAUGACAUUGCCAGUUUCGCUGACAAGCAAGGGUUGGCUUCAAUGGCCACGGAAAAGGCUGGAGAACGAGUCUUCGAUUUCGUAGAAGACACACAUUCGACGCCUGUGAAAAUUGUCCACAUGCCUAAUCAGCCCAUUGAACCGGAGCACAAAGGGAAUUCUGCAAACAAAGAUCCCGGCGAUUCCCCAUUGAUAGUGGGUGCUACAACCGUUGGCCAGACAGCUGCAAGUGAGGAAUCGCUUGAGGAAGAGCAAGAUCCAGACGUCUCGGUCGUGGCUCCGUUAAGGAUCCCGAUAUUCAAGAGCAAUCACGCAUUUUACCCCCAUCUCGGAACUCAUAGUGACGAGGAUAGAAUUGCUGUGAAGGAAGAGAAUAAUACCGUAAGCUUUGAGUCUCCGGUACUGCACCAACCCCAGCCACCCAAUACUGGUAACGACACAUCACGGGAAACGACUCCAUACUACGGGAAGCCACUGAAGGCGAAAUUCCCAUCCAAGAAAGUCCGUAGAGUUGUAUCGAGGAUAAAUGCACUGGAACAGGAUGAUAUUACCCACAUGGGUCCAGAUGAAAAAGAUUCCCUCCGCCGGGAACUCUUGACAUUUAUAAUGAAAUUAGAGGGCCUUUGA
This is a messenger RNA of Eremothecium gossypii ATCC 10895, 5187 nucleotides long. RefSeq names its product DNA-binding protein RIF1 (gene RIF1). Gene Ontology annotation, cellular component: nucleus. The transcript has a single exon. The record is from RefSeq and is marked provisional. Bases 1 to 5187 code for a protein of 1728 amino acids. Gene Ontology annotation, biological process: telomere maintenance. NCBI's taxonomy places the organism in Eukaryota, Fungi, Ascomycota, Saccharomycetes, Saccharomycetales, Saccharomycetaceae.